Danio aesculapii is the source of this 5725-nucleotide messenger RNA. RefSeq names its product zinc finger and BTB domain containing 18 (gene zbtb18). Bases 1121 to 2761 code for a protein of 546 amino acids. Gene Ontology annotation, biological process: regulation of transcription by RNA polymerase II. NCBI's taxonomy places the organism in Eukaryota, Metazoa, Chordata, Actinopteri, Cypriniformes, Danionidae. Gene Ontology annotation, molecular function: protein binding; RNA polymerase II cis-regulatory region sequence-specific DNA binding; DNA-binding transcription factor activity, RNA polymerase II-specific. Gene Ontology annotation, cellular component: nucleus. The transcript has 2 exons. The record is from RefSeq and is a predicted model, not a curated record.
UUAUUUUUAUGAUUAAGCAAUAAUUGUAGCUUUCCUUAUAGUUUAUUCCUUAUGAUAAAAAGCUCCUGUAAAUUGUUUAAAAUCCCCUGAGAGCAAGUGUAAUGUACGUGACAGAUGUAGUUAACUCCUCAGUUUUGUAUUAUUUGUGCGUAUCAGUGAGUUGUUUGUAUUCAUGAGUGUGACAUCCUUCAGAAGAGACCUUCACAUUGUAGUUGCAUAUCUUUGUUUUGCUUAUUUUUGUGGCAAACAGGAAACUGUUGUUUGGCUCAUAUCAAAGAAGUUGAACAGAAAUGAGCAUGAUACUUGCGAAGAAAGGAGUUUUGUAUGUGCUUAAGCGGAAUACAGUGGCUUUUGUUUGAACCGUACUUAUAAGGCCCGUAUGAUUGUUCCCAUUGUUUCUUAUUUCUUUUUUUCCCCCUGCUCUGUCAGUUGUCCAAAGGGUUAGUAAAAUGAAUGACGGUAAUGGCGCGGCCAGUGAACCAUAAAGAAGUCGAAAACAAUAUCAGCUGCGUGGAUCUGUCAGUUGCAAAUGUGCUGUGCUGGCCUUUGUUUAUGGUUACUGGAAGGAGAGGGGGGAAGAAAAAAAAACUUGAGGGUAUUUAAAUUCUCAGUGCAGGAAACUAGGUUAGAAAAAAGUGUCGGCUUUCAGAUGGACCCAUUUCCAAGUUCUUCUUUGCUGAGAGAUUACAACCGAAGGGGGGAAUUGGCUAGUUUUCUACAGAAUCACCUCACAACACUUCCCUUCCUCCCGUUUUUUUAAAGGGGGAAAGAGAAACAAAGUUGUAUAAAGGAGAGGCUGGUGGCAAGAGUGUAGAGGAGUAGCAUAUGGCACUAAAAGGAGCACAGCUGGAGGUAGCAUUUCCAUCUGAACAUGAUGUCAGAGCAGCUGACAGGCUGCCAUCCCCCAGUCUUUUCUUCUAACGCACAGACUGGGAGUUAGUGUGUGUGCGGAUCUGUGUGCAGGAGGAGGCAUCGCAUUCCCCUCCAACAUCUCCUCCACUUUGCAUCUGUCCCUCACAGUUUGAUUUUCUCUCUCUUUCUUUCGCGUCUCUACCCUUUCAUUGAUUCGGCGGAGGGAGUUACAGCCGGCGCUACCACAACUGUGGACUUAAUCAAGUUGAUGCGUACUGCAGGUUAUGAAGACAGCAUGGAGUUUCCAGACCACAGCAGACAUUUGCUACAGUGUCUGAGUGAGCAGAGGCAUCAGGGAUUCCUUUGUGACUCCACUGUGCUGGUCGGUGAUGCCCAGUUCCGAGCCCAUCGUGCAGUGCUGGCUUCAUGCAGCAUGUACUUCCACCUCUUUUACAAGGACCAGCUAGACAAAAGGGACAUUGUUCAUCUGAACAGCGACAUUGUCACAGCCCCGGCCUUUGCUCUCCUGCUUGAGUUCAUGUACGAAGGAAAGCUGCAGUUUAAAUCACUUCCAGUGGAAGAUGUGCUGGCUGCCGCCAGCUACCUCCACAUGUAUGAUAUCGUCAAGGUGUGCAAGAAGAAGCUCAAGCAGAAGGCCACGGCUGAGGCCGACAGCACCAAGCGGGAAGAGGACACUUCCAGCUGCUCGGACAAGGUGGAAAGCUUCUCGGAAGGUGGAAGCACGGGCCGGCCCGCAACUGCUGACCUGCUCCAGAGCGAUGAUGAAGACAUGGAGAACAAGCGGGACAGCCCUCAGGAGCCAGGGAGCAUGUGGAUGCGACUGCCUUCCGACCGGACCACGUCUCCCACCACCAGCCCCAGGGAGGCAGAAACGCAUGGUCCUGAUGCUGGCAAAUCCCCUGCCGGCAGCCCCAGCAGCUCUUCUGGCUCUCUUUCCCGUCGCUCUGCAGCAUCUCGGAGAGUCUCUGCUGACACUGAUUGUGUGCUUGACCUCUCUGUGAAGUCGAGCCUAGGUGGAGGUCCUGGGGAGAACAUUGCUGGCAACCCUUACUUCUGCAGCUCUGUGACCCCUGACAGCCUCCAGAGUGCCCUGGUUCAAGUGAAGGUGGAAAAGGACACGGGCUCCGAUGAUGACGAACUGGUGAGCGGUGACUAUGAGAUGGAGCACAGUGGUGUGAAGGAGCCACCCAGCACCAACGGGACCCACCUCAGCCUUGUUGCGCAGCGGAGGCUGGGCCUGGAAGCUCACCUCUCGGCUCUGCGCGAGGCCUCGCUGGCCAGUGAGCUGGAGCGGGACGACAAAGGAGGCGACGAUGACACAGAUGUCCUCGGCGGAGACAGCGAGCGCGUGCAGGAAGCUGCAGGAGUGGAGAGCUCCCUGUUGCCUUAUGUCUCCAGCAUGCUGGGGGCACCACAUACCCAGAUCUUCAUGUGCCCCUUAUGCAACAAGGUCUUUCCCAGCCCCCAUAUCCUGCAAAUCCACCUCAGCACACAUUUUCGUGAACAGGAAGGCGUACGGGCCAAGCCGGCAGGCGACGUUAACGUCCCCACAUGCUCCAUAUGUGGCAAAACCUUCUCCUGCAUGUACACAUUAAAGCGACACGAGCGGACACACUCAGGCGAGAAGCCCUACACAUGCACUACUUGCGGCAAGAGCUUCCAGUACUCACACAACCUGAGCCGGCAUGCCGUCGUGCACACACGCGAGAAGCCGCAUGCUUGCAAGUGGUGCGAGCGGCGCUUCACACAGUCAGGGGACUUGUAUCGACACAUCCGCAAGUUCCACUGCGAACUGGUCAACUCGCUCUCGGUUAAGAGCGAGGCGCUCAAUCUACCCACGGUCAGAGACUGGGCACUGGAAGAUAGUUCUCAAGAACUGUGGAAAUGAAUGCUAAAAUGAUUGCAGACUGUUUGAACUGCUUGUUAAUUUAAUAAGAGAUCUGAGUGGCAUUUUUGGGGGCAGAAAGGUGAAGGUAAGAGUGGGAAGGAGUGACGGCCGAAGGGUCUGAAUCAGUCAUUUUUCUUGUAUGUACAUUGCAAAUCUUGUUGAAUUGCACUUUACUAGCACAUGAAAAUGUUACUACUGAUUUUCUUUUAAUAUAUUUGUUUCUGGUUGACUUAGGGUCUCUCUUUUUUUCCUGUUUACUUUGGGUUUUUAUAAAACAUAGGUUCUGGUUUUUGGCAACCAGAACAAAAUAUUCAUUGGGAUUUUCAACUGUAUAUAAUUUACAGUAUUUGUAUACGCUCCUAAAUUUCAAGGAACAUCUGCCAUGAAAAGCAUAUGAAGAUUUCAGGUCAUAGACUGAGGAGUUUAAAAAUAAGGACACACUAAACGGGUACUAUGGUCAUAUAUUUACCUGUACACACUCGCCUCUUGUUUGAGUAAUCAUAUAUAUAUAUAUAUAUAUAUAUAUAUAUAUAUAUAUAUAUAUAUAUAUAUAUAUAUAUAUAUAUAUAUAUAUAUAUAUAUAUAUAUAUAUAUAUAUAUAUAGUGCACUACCAUAACAUACCUGAUGUAUGACUGUGGCCAUGCAUGCAUGUGUAUUCAUGCGCGUACGCACACAUACACACCUAGUGUAUGAGCAGGUCAGUCCUUUAAAUCCCACAAGGAAGCUCUAAGCUCGCGUUACUUAAGCUCUUGUACAUUUUUGACUCAUUAUAGGAAACUUGACUGAUGAAAGACAAACAAGGCACUCAUGCAAUGUACAGCCUCCUUUUUCACAUCAGUUGCUGCGUUAUUAUUAUUUUCCUCUAUUCUUCCUUAAUAUGAUUUGAAGUCAUUUUGGCAUUUUAGUUGCGCUCGUUUGCUACUGAGGUUGGUUUUUACAUCAGCUGCAUUUCUAGAGAUUUCUGUAGUGUUUUAUUGAGACUUUUUUCGUUUUUAAAACGGAAUCUGUUGUUGCAUGAUGUCUGACCUGUAUAUUGAAAAAGAUGUGACUUGCUGUAUUGCUGUACACUGUAAUUGACUGAUUCAUUGCAGUCAGGGCACCUGUCUGUUGAGAAAAAAAAGUACCUUUAAUAUUACCGCUGUAGAAAUUGCAUGAAUUUUAUUUAACUUACUCUUUUUCGUUGUUGUUUUGCAUCAGAGAGUGUAUUUUUUAAUUAACUCAUUCGAUUCCUUGGUAGAUUUGAGUUUUAUCGUCUCAUUAGAGAAUGAAUCGGGGGUGUUUUUUUUUUUUUUCUGGGCUGUGAAGAAUGUGGAAAUGCACUGACAUUAGGCUGCAGUAUCUACACGCAUGAAGCGAUUCAUUUCGUAGGAUUCAGAGGUUAACGAGGGGCCAGGUGUCAGCAGAGGCAGAAUCGCUGCAUUAAUUGUUCACAAGGCUAGCGUUGCUCCUGCUAGCAUCUCCUCGCGCUGCUCUUUCCAGUGCUGGGUCCUCAACUGCUGUUCGUCUCGGUGUCCUGUUUACUGGCUGUUGUCAUUUGAAUCAUGUCGGCUCUGUUUGUAAUUUAUUUAUUUAUCUUUUCAAUUGGCACUUGCUUCAGAUUUGAUUGCCACGAAGACACAUUUGCGUGGCUGAUGGUGCAGCUCUUCUUUAUGGGUGUCCUCAGCAGCGCACAUCUAUUUGGAGAAAGCUGAAGGAUCUUUAAACAGCAUAAAGCUCGAGUGGUUUGUGUGCGUGUGUUUGUGUGUGUUUUUUUUUUUUAUCGUCACUUGAACGGCGAGGUUGGUCGCACCUUUGAAAUUGAUGAAAUUAGAAUGAUGUGCAAAAGAGGCCUUUAUGACAUGUAUACGCCUAAUUAUUAACCGAAUUGACUUUGUUACACUGAAAGAAAGAAAAAUCUAUCAAUUUAUGAUUGUUUGAUCAGUUGUUUUUGCAGCAUUUGUGAUUUUUAUUUUAAAAAUUUCUAUAUUUUUUCUUUAAAUUCAUUAUUUUAAGGUUUAAUUUUAGCAAUGUUAACACAUUGUUCAUUUUGUUUGUUGGUUUGUUUCACAAAAACACUUUCAUUGUCAAAUCCGGAGAAGUUAAAAGCAAAGAAAACAAAUGUCUUAGCGCUGUAGACGUAGAUCAGUCACUCACAUAGAGCUGAAAUGCUUGAACUACUUUAGUUAGAGAGGGCCAGGGGGCUCCGCACAUGUUUCCAGCAGGACAGGAGUGUGCGGCACACGGGCCUACGCAGGCCUCAGGAACUGUCCUACCAUAUAUUUGGCUGGUGCAACGGCUAGUGAAAAGGUUGAGCUUUGCCAACAGCGCACGCUCCUCAUGGCGUUUUGCACGGUGGUACUUUUACCUUUUGCACUCUACAAUGUGACAGAAAAAAAAAGAUCAACUCUGGGGUUGAUUUGUUUUCUACGCUUUCUUUUAUUCUUAUUUUAUUUCGUUGGCUUCUGUUGUACUUGACCGCCUUAAACUACUGUUAUCAGCUUAUACUCAGAGGGUGAAAACUGGAAACUGUCGCUGGAAUACUGGAUGUCUUUUUUUAUUUUUUUGACUUUUGUUCAAUGGAAAUGAAGCUGUGAAAUGGCCUAUGAAGCAUAUCCAUAAAUUGGACACCCCUUUAGUUUACUUGAAACCCAGGAACCCCAGUGUGAAGAACAACUGUUUGUCAAAAUCAAAUGGCAAAGAAGAAAAUAUAUGUUAAACUCAAAGACGAUCGCUGUCUGGAAUUUAAAAAAAAAAGAUAAAAUAAAAAGGAUUGGACUUCACAUGUAAUUGCUUCCCUUCUGAGAUUUUUUGCUAUGUUGACAUUGUUCUUUUUAUGGGUUUAGACAUUUAGCUUUGACAAUCAUAGUAUGUUUCAUUUUCUCAAGGGAAGUAAAUUAUGAGGCUGUUUAGUUUUGUACUUUUGGUGUGCUGUUGGUGAAAUUUUUAAAUUGUGUGCAAACUGCAAUAAAUUAUAAGAACCUUAA